Molecule: messenger RNA, 1184 nt
Organism: Anopheles bellator
Lineage: Eukaryota; Metazoa; Arthropoda; Insecta; Diptera; Culicidae
Product: putative transferase CAF17 homolog, mitochondrial
Exons: 1
Coding region: 72-1184 (370 amino acids)
Cellular component (GO): mitochondrial matrix
Molecular function (GO): protein binding
Source: RefSeq, a predicted model, not a curated record
AAGGAAAGUGAGUUCAUAGUUUGAGACGUGAAAACAUUGUUUCGCUUGGGGAGACGAAAAUUUAGUGAGUCAUGCUGCUCCGACGAUGGACGCUUGCCACUGGCACUCCGCACGCACUGGCCACUUUGACCGGGUUUAAACUGUUACCGCACCGAACGCUGUCGUCGUCACCAACGCAACCCGAGGGACCGUCGAAACCGUUCGCACUGGAACCACUGCGCGAUCGGUCGUUCGUGCGUGUCCACGGGACGGAUUCCGUCAGCUUUCUGCAGGGACUGAUGACGAACGAUAUGCGCCACUUUGAACACUCGCGGUCACUGUACGCCAUGUUUCUCCGCGUGAAUGGCCGUGUGUUUUGUGAUGCACUCAUCUUCCGACAUCCGGCAGCUCCUGCUCCUGCCACGGACUUUCUGCUCGAAUGUGACCGAGAGGUAGCGCCACGGUUAGAGAAACACUUGAAAUUGUACCGCUUGCGAAAGAAGGUCACGGUGUUGGCGGAAGAAACGUAUCAACCGUGGGUCGCCUUUGUCCCCGACAGUGACGAACAGCGGGUGGUGACGCUGGACGGGGACAUUACAACCGGUGACCGGCCCGAUGAGGACCGUGUGAAUCUGUACAAAGACCCACGUCUGCCGAGGCUCGGUUAUCGUGCGCUGAUCCGCGACGAUACCCAAGCCGCAUCGAUGGAUCGCUUGUUGGAACUCGUUCCGGGAGUUAUCGCGACCGAUCCGCAGUACACACCGUUCCGAUACUCGCUCGGUGUCGGCGAAGGAGAAACGAACCUUCCCGACGGAAAAUGCUUUCCGCUCGAGUGUAACUGUGAUUUCCUGCACGGCGUAAGCUUCCACAAGGGUUGCUACAUUGGGCAAGAACUGACGGCCCGCACCUACCAUACGGGCGUGAUACGGAAGCGCUUGAUGCCGGUGCAGUUCACCGAUGGCUUGCAAGCGCUGGAAGGCAUCCCACCGGAAGUGCUGCGUGAAGCGGAGAUCAAAAAUGAAGAUGGGGCUGUAGUCGGGAAACUGAGAGGCUACAUAGCGGGCCACGGGAUGGCCUUGCUGCGCGUCGAGAAAGUUUUAACGGGCACCACACUAGCGUUAACCGUCCCUGGCAUCCCCGCGACUAUCCCGUGCCGUACCAAGAAACCCUUCUGGUGGCCAAACGAACUGAACGCACGCUCUUAG